GUUAGAUGAUUGUCUUGCAGUGUAUCAAUACUCUAAUCACAGAAUUGCUGUAUCGUGUUGUUACCAUAAGCAGCAUAUCAUGAAUCGUAUUGUAUAUUGGAGUAGCCUACUCAUUCCCAGCCCUCUGACGCGGGCUUGACAUGUUUGAAAGCUCCCAUCGUGUGACUCCUGCAGCUCAGAGCAGAGACUGCAGGAAGGAGUCUUCAUCUUUGACCCACCACAUCACUUCAGCUCUGUGGAGACAAGUGGACCAGAUGCUUUAAAAACAAUCCACCCUUUCCUCCCCUGCCAAUUCUGUUAUUUGCUUUUCCUCUUUAGAAAUGGGAGGGGAGAAUUAAAAGAAAAAAAAUGAUAAAAAAGAAAAAAAAAAUCUCAAACAAUAAAAUCCCAGCAUCAGCUAAAUAUCAAACAUGGCCCUGGAAGCAGUGCAGAGGAGCUGGACUGUGCAGGAUGUUCCAUUCAGAGGUUGUGGUUGUGGCUGUGGGAGAUGUUGGAUGGAGCCAGAAGCACAUCAGACUGACAGGGUUGGGCCAAACAGCAGGUGGUGCAGAAGAGAAGCCCGGACAUGGGAUACACAAAUCUCUGUCUCUCUGACUUCUGCACCGGACAAGCGUGGAGGAACAUCAGAUCCUAAACAUAAAAAACUCAGGUGUCACAGCAAUAGCGUCUCUGGCCGAGGCUCGCUGAAUAAAGAUGCAUGUGGACUUUGAGGGACAGAGCAGCACUCGAAUCAGAUGACUCAAGAGAGAAAUCCUCCCCCUAAUCUCAGGACCACAGGUUGGACAGUCUGGAUGAAGUUAAUCAUCAGGUUAUAAAAGGCCAGGGACGGUUUUCAGACAUGGAGGUUUUUCUCUUUUGUGUCUGGAAUGUACUUUCAGCUGAACCUUGAUGCCAGCAUGGGGUCAGAUAAACCAUAACCAUCGUGUUCCAACACACCUGACUUCUGUCAGCAUGUCAACACAGCAUAGAUGAUUCUCCCUUUAAAGAGACAUAACUGGGAACUAACAGGCUCUAAUGAUGUAGCAGCUACAGGUGACUUACAUGUGGCCUAUGAUUCAAGACAGUCCAACCACAGUCAGUAUGGAAGUGCAGACAACAUCUCUGGUCUGGAUAUAUGUUAACAGUACAGAACAACUGAACACUUCAUAUGAUUACAACACCACGUAUUUGACUGAAGACUCAGACAAAUACCAGUCAUAUAUUGUUGGUCUCUUCCUGUCCUGCCUGUACACCAUCCUCCUCUUUCCUAUCGGAUUUAUUGGCAACAUCUUAAUCCUGGUGGUGAACCUGAACCACAGGGAGAAGAUGACCAUCCCUGACCUUUACUUUGUUAACUUGGCUGUGGCUGACCUCAUCCUGGUGGCAGAUUCCCUCAUUGAGGUCUUCAAUCUGAAUGAGAAGUAUUAUGACUACGCUGUCCUCUGCACCUUCAUGUCCCUUUUCCUGCAGGUCAACAUGUACAGCAGCAUCUUCUUCCUCACGUGGAUGAGCUUUGACCGUUACGUUGCCUUGGCUAACUCCAUGAGCAGCAGCCCUCUGAGGACUAUGCAGCAUGCCAAGCUCAGCUGCGGCCUCAUCUGGAUGGCCUCGAUCCUGGCCACCCUUCUCCCCUUCACCAUUGUGCAGACACAGCACAGGGGGGAGCUGCACUUCUGCUUUGCCAAUGUCUUUGAGAUUCAGUGGCUGGAGGUAACCAUUGGCUUUUUGGUGCCCUUCUCCAUCAUUGGUCUAUGCUACUCUUUGAUCGGGCGUAUCCUCAUGAGAGCUCAGAAACACCGUGGAUUGUGGCCACGGCGGCAGAAGGCCCUGCGCAUGAUCGUGGUGGUGGUUCUGGUGUUCUUCAUCUGCUGGCUGCCAGAGAAUGUCUUCAUCAGCAUCCAGCUGCUGCAGGGCACAGCUGACCCAUCGCGGAGGACUGCUACCACCCUGUGGCAUGACUACCCACUCACAGGCCACAUUGUUAACCUGGCAGCUUUCUCCAACAGCUGCCUCAACCCCAUUAUCUACAGCUUUCUAGGAGAAACCUUCAGGGACAAGCUGCGUCUCUUCAUUAAGCAGAAGGCCAGCUGGUCGGUAGUGAACCGCUUCUGCCACCACGGCCUCAAUUUGCGCCUCCCUGUCAGGAGCGAAGUGUCAGAGGUGUGACUGUUAAGAAGAGGGACAAGUGUUAUGAAACUGUGUGCACAAAACAUGCUAAAAAACUCUUCAUAUCAAAGUGAUAUAUCACCCUGUGUGAAAUAUUACCUCAGCUUUCUAUCUGUUUAUUUAGCUCCGUCUCACAGCUGUAACCUGCUCACUUUCUGAACAAAAACACAAAAGCACCAAGAAUGACCAGAACAGAUGAAAAUGACUCGAUGUGUGCAUCUUUGUAUGUAGAUAACAGCACACGUACAGUACUUAAAGCUAUUUUCAUUGUUUAUCUGCACGUUGGAUUGAUUUCUUUAAGUGUAUUUGGUGUGUUAUUUCUUCAGAAAGUUAACUGGAUGGUAAGGCGGGCAAAUGAAAUGCUGGUGAGGAGCAAAAUGUCAGCAUCUACCUUUCAAGUACAUCCAGUGGGCAUUGGUAACUAAUGGACAGAUGAGUGCCAGAAGCUUUCACAUUGUGUGAUUUAUAAUACAAAUCUUCCAGAGCAUUUUCUGUGUAUGUGGUACAAUCUGUAAAAAUAGCAAAGGCUGUGUCACAGCUCAGGCAGGAUGUGAAGAGGAAAUACUGCCUCACAACAGAUCUAAUCAGGCCGUUUGUUUCAGCUGUAAAAGUUUGAUCAUUUCAGUCAAACCCACAUGAACCCUCACCUGUUUAAUAUAAAAAGGCAUGUAUCGAGAAACUCCCACAAAUUUACUUUAAAUCAUAAAACAAUGUGUGGCGCAACAUGUAGUAGUGACUUGCUUUUCACUGUCUCUUUGCUUGUGUUGCUAAACAUUUA
Acanthopagrus latus (yellowfin seabream) is the source of this 2923-nucleotide messenger RNA. It is a transcript of the gene gper1, whose product is annotated as G protein-coupled estrogen receptor 1. Lineage: Eukaryota; Metazoa; Chordata; Actinopteri; Spariformes; Sparidae. Gene Ontology annotation, biological process: G protein-coupled receptor signaling pathway; cellular response to estradiol stimulus. Gene Ontology annotation, cellular component: membrane. The transcript has 4 exons. The record is from RefSeq and is a predicted model, not a curated record. Bases 1042 to 2145 code for a protein of 367 amino acids. Gene Ontology annotation, molecular function: nuclear estrogen receptor activity; G protein-coupled receptor activity.